This is a messenger RNA of Durusdinium trenchii, 915 nucleotides long. Lineage: Eukaryota; Dinophyceae; Suessiales; Symbiodiniaceae. The record is from the annotation of a GenBank genome assembly.
AUGCAACAGCUCUUCGUGGAAAACGCCACCUUGCGCGAAAGCUUGUUGUCUUUCUCCUCCAGCCUUACGCAGGCCAGCUCCAUUGUGAAGGCGUCCGCUGAUGUGGAAGGCGACAAGGCCUUGCAGCAGAUCUUGUCCAGCAUCAGGGCUAAUGCAGAAUGUGCUGUGCCUGCAGUCUUCACGCGACUCAAUGCUUCACGCAAGCUCGACCCUCGCUUGGAACAGGAGGCCCGUGAGCGUCGCGAGAACUUGAUGAAGUCACUGAUUUGGCACCUGUCCGAGGAACCACAUGAGGAGGCCUUUGCAGCCACUGCACCUGCCCGCUGGAACACAGCGCCCGAGCUGCCAAGGCAACCACGUACCUUGGUGAAGCAUCGAUCUUCUAUGGAGGAUUUGGAGGAGCGACAGCCACAGCUGCCCAACAGGCAGUCGAGACCCUUGAAGAAGCAGCCGCCUGCAGAAGCCUUGGAGGACUUACCCUGUGUGGCUCGCGGACAGGAUGCCUUUGAUCUCAAUGCAAGGAGCAGCUGGAGCCGGCAAUGCUCCGGAGCCUCACAGGUGUCCAACACGUCAUCGCGUAUGUCAUCGCGCCGGCAAUCAUUCCUGGGGAUUACAAGCCUCGAGUUCCGACAUGACGCAGGGAAGGUCAAACCGCUGCGACCGACGCCUGCGACGGUGCGGCGGGCGCCCGAACCUGCAGGGCCAGGGCCUGGCUUGAUGCUGCCGCAUGUGCCCAUUCAGGCGCGGGGGAAUUCGGACUCGGAGCACCUCUCCCCUGGUACCAGUGACCUCCGAGCCUCUUCUGAAUCUUCCAGUGACGGCGAGUUCCAGAAAAGUGAGGAGCGGCCACACAUGCCAAAGCUCACAAUGAGACCACCACAGGACAGCCAGAGCGGUUCGCAAACACAGCGCUAA